AUGGAGUGGACACCGAUGGAAAUCAACCCCGAGGUGCUGAACAAGUUGAUGAGUAAAGUUGGCGUGGGUGAGGGCUGGCGCUUUGUCGACGUCCUCGGAUUGGAAGCUGAACAAUUAUCCGCCGUUCCGAAGCCCUGCUGUGCCUUGAUGCUGCUCUUUCCCAUCACACAGGAGCACGAUUCUUUCAGACAACAACAGGUGGACAAAGUGGUGCGGAGUUCCGACGCUUACUUCCUCAAGCAGACGGCCACCAAUUCCUGCGGCACCAUCGCUUUGCUGCACGCUUUGGGAAACAACCAAAGCAAACUCACCUUCGAGCGUACUUCUGUGCUGAAGAAGUUUCUGGAUGAAACUGCCAAGAUGUCUGCUGACGACAGAGCCAAACAUCUGGACAAGAAUCAGGCAAUUCACGAUGCUCACAAUGAAGUAGCUGCACAGGGACAGUGUAGGCCAGAAGCAGAUAAAGUCAACUUCCAUUUUAUUGCCUUUGUCAAUGUGAAUGGGCAACUCCUUGAAUUUGACGGGAAGAUGAACGGCCCACUGAACCACGGAUCCACCAAAGAUGAAACGCUGGUAAUGGAUGCCGCCAAAGUGUGCCGAGGCUUCGUGGAGCGAGGACAAGGCGAAGUCCGCUUUUCGGCCGUGGCGCUGUGUCGCGGUUAA
This is a messenger RNA of Nerophis lumbriciformis (worm pipefish), 663 nucleotides long. The record is from RefSeq and is a predicted model, not a curated record. Lineage: Eukaryota; Metazoa; Chordata; Actinopteri; Syngnathiformes; Syngnathidae.